Molecule: messenger RNA, 2604 nt
Organism: Emys orbicularis (European pond turtle)
Lineage: Eukaryota; Metazoa; Chordata; Testudines; Emydidae
Product: exocyst complex component 1-like
Exons: 17
Coding region: 1-2604 (867 amino acids)
Biological process (GO): Golgi to plasma membrane transport; exocytosis
Cellular component (GO): plasma membrane; exocyst
Molecular function (GO): phosphatidylinositol-4,5-bisphosphate binding
Source: RefSeq, a predicted model, not a curated record
AUGGCCUCUCCCUGGAUCUUACUGGAGAAGGACGUGUUUAACCCCCAGAAUGAGAGACUGCUGGAAAUUGUCCAUGUCUGGAAAACGGGAAAGAAGAGGAAGAACUCCAUCCUCUGUGUAGCUGUGGCUGCUUGUAGGCCUAUGCAGUUGUUCCUAGAGAAGGUAAAGAAGGCAGAUCGAGGUGAUCAGUACAAGAUGACUGACAGGUGGCCCUUAAAGGAUCUGAAGCUGGUAGAUGGGAAGAAUGUCAAUCAGGAAUGUCUGGAGUUUGAGUUGCAGUUUGAUAAGGUUUACAAGUGGACAGCUGUCAGUGCUGACGAGAAGAAUGCCUUUAUCAGAUGCUUGUGGAAGCUGAACCGACGAUACCUCUCCAGCAGCAUUGCAUUUGUUAGCAUCCCCUCCUGCAUGCUGGAAGGGAAACAGAGUCUACAAGAGGUUGGAAACGCCAGCGCAGAGGCUGGGGACCAGGCCGAGCACAGUGCCUACCAGGAGAUGACGCCAAAGGAAACGGCUGACGUGCUGAAGCUAAUGGAGGAGUAUGAGCCGAUAGUGAAUAAUUCCAUGGCCUUUGCAGAGAAGUUGAGCAAAGACCUCCAGGUGCUGGAUGAGGCCAAUCUCCAGGCCAUCAUCUCUUCCGAGAAGCAGGUGACACUGCUGAUGGGCUCAAUUGACGAGGCCCUGGCAGAGGUUGCCAAAGUGGAGGAGACCUUGCAAGUUUAUGAUGAGCUGCUGGGGAGCGUGAAGCAGCAGAUGGAUCACAUCCAGCAGGGGAACUCCUUGCUGCACCAGAUAGACUCCAACCAUGAGAAGCUCAUGAGCGAGAUUCUCUUCCUCACGAGUAAUCUGGACCUUAGCAAGAAGCACCGCCAGGCUCUGAGCCGGGGCGACCUCUCUAGCCCCAGCAAAGUGAAGGCCUGCAUUGCAGCAGCAGAAGCUCUCUCCAGCUGCAUGAACGUUCAGAUACAGCCGGGUUACCGGAAGCUGCAGGCCAUAGCAGAACAGUUGAUCAUGUUUGAAACGCUGAAGCAGAACUUUGAAAACAGUUUCAUCAGCCAUAUUACAAGCAUCUUUGAACUGCAGGGAAAUGGUCAAGUUCCUGCUCGAAUGCAGCAGGCUAGCAAGCUAAUUUCAUCCACCCAUGGGCCCUACCAUGACGAUCUGCUACCUUACACUCCACUUAUGGCCUGGCUGAAGAAUGCCAACCCGAUCCUGUUCCAUGACCUCCCAAAGGUCUAUGCCUGGAAUCUUAGCAGACUCUACGAGAGGGAAAUCAAAGCUUUUUUCGAGCUGGCCAGAAUGCUGCUGCUGGGAAGAACAAAGGAAUGUUUUCAAGAAGGUCUAGACAAGCAGGUGGCCUGUGGGAGCAGACAGCACCCUCAGUUCUGUCUCGCUGACAGCGGAGAAGGGGAAGAGGAUGAACUGGACAGAGGAAAUGUUGUCAAAAUGCUGGAGCAGGUGUUGAGGGAGCUGCAACCCCUGUGCAUUGCGGAGCAGAGGUUUAUUGAGAAAUUCUUUAUGCUGAGUCAGGAUGCUGCAGACCAAGAGGGGCUGGGGCUACCUGCCACAAGCAAGGGAGGGAAGGAUGUAGCGUUUCCUGAGAAGUCUCAUUGGCCCAAGACUAAGACCGAACUAGAAGAGCAGCCCACCCAGCUGCUGUCUGAAAUCUUCAGUUCCCUGGAGCCAGAGCUGAGAGGAUUUAUAGAUACCUGCAAUAAAGUCCAACAGUUUAGCUGCCUGCAGGUCCUGGUUACCCUGAAUGACUACAUGUUUGAGAUGCAGGGCUCUUCCGCAGCCACCUCCUCCUCCUUCCUCAAUGUGGGCCUCAGCAACAUCCUGCUCCUGGCCAAGAACAACUUCAACAAGUGCAUUUGUGUCCUGUGCAAAGAAAUCGAGGAAGCGAAGGUACCUAGCAGGGCUAAGGGCGGGAUCCUGCCUUUCGUCAGCCGCUUUGAGGAGUUCGUGAAUUUCUCGGAGGAUGUGUUCAGAUGGGCUCAGCGGAGAGGCGAGCUGGAUAAAGCUCACACCAAACUGGUGGGCAGCGUCUUCAGCAGCAUCAAUAGUCUGGCCUCAGCAAACCUGAAGGUCAAUACAGACAUGGUCAUGAUGGAAAACUUCCACCACAUCCACUGCUUUCUGUACCAAAAGAAGAUCCAGUGCUUGGAAAGCAAGAGAAGGGAAGCCAAGCAAAGGUACCGUGAGCACCUGGAGAGAUAUGUCACCAAGUACCUGGGACAGCCACUGGAGAAACUCAACCAUUUCUUCGAGGGGGUGAAAGCCCGUGUGGCUCAGGGGGUGAAAGAAGAGGAAGUGAGUUUCCAGCUGGCGUACAGCAAGCAGGAACUGCGGAAGGUGAUAGAAAAGUACCCUGGCAAGGAGGUGAAGAGAGCUCUGGAUACUCUCUACAGGAAGAUUCACAAGUAUCUCUCCCCUGAGGAAAACCUCCUGCCGGUGGUCUGGCGAGCCAUGGAACAGGAGUUCAUACGGCAGUAUCAAGAGUUCGAGAAUCUGAUCCAGCGCUGCUACCCAGGGUCAGGGAUCACAAUGGACUUCACCGUGGAGGACUUGCUGAACUAUUUUAUCUCCAUCACUCAGUCCAGCAUGUGA